CUCAAAACUAAAAUUAACCUCAAUCUGAAGGGAAUUAUAAAGUAAGUGUGUACUCUGUUCAAUGUUUUACCAAACGUUUGCUCACUAUCAGAGAAAACCGGGUCACCAAUGCCUAUGCCAUCUGAGUUACCAGUGAAGUGUCAUUAUCGGCUGGCAAUGUAGCUGUCACAUGCACAGUGAUCCUAUUUAUGGGUGUGGGCAGCAGCCUGUGGCAUUGUCCUCUGGUUUAUUUGUGCCGGAGCAGUCACACUUCGUAAUACACGUUGCUGUUAAGUACUCUGAGUGUGUUAUAGACAGUGGGCUGUCUUAUGGGAUGAGGGCAUCAAUGCACUGGUUUUGUUUUGAACCGACCUGGGGCAUGUCCUGUUUGCCUGAGGAAUGUGUACCUAACCGAGGGGAUGCUGAAUGUUGAUGAGAAGAGGUGGUUUGCACAAUUUCCACAAGGCUGUUUUGAUAGAUGUCCCCUAACCCUCAUUUCCAGAAGCUGGUCUAGAAGCAGAGGCUAUGGAUGAACAUUCUUGAGGGAGGGGUCCAGGACUCAGCUGCUAGGUUAAUGGCUGAUGGAAUUUGCACAAGAGCUGGGCAAAGCCCAAGGCAGCCAAGACGCAAUCAAGUCAGGGCAGCAUGAGCAGAUCGCCUCCCCAUCCCAUUCCACUUCUAUCUGUGGGCUCCCAGGAUACCCCUGCUCCCCGUCCACCACUGCUACCCCCUCUCCAGGAUCCCUCCUCCCGCUCUUGGGCCUCUUGGUGUGGGCCUUCCACCUGGGGGCUCAGCUGUCUUCUGGCUCUACAGCAUUUCCUGGUCUUGACAUCGCUGCUCUGGGCCUCCCACCUGCUGCUGCUUCACGGCCUUCCCCCGGGAGGGCUCUCAUACCCACCUGCUCAGCUCCUGGCUUCCAGUUUCUUCUCAUGUGGCAUGUCUACGGUCCUGCAGACUUGGAUGGGCAGCAGGCUGCCUCUAAUCCAGGCUCCGUCCCUAGAGUUUCUUAUCCCCGCACUGGUGCUGACAAACCAGAAGCUACCUCUGAUGGCCAAGACACCCAGAAACGGUGAGUGCAGAGUAAAGGUGGCCUCCCUCUCCCUACGUCUGUGUAGUUUGACAAGAAGUUGCCAUGGCCUGGAGCUCUGGAACACAUCUCUCCGAGAGGUGUCGGGGGCAGUGGUGGUGUCCGGGCUGCUGCAGGGCACUAUGGGACUUCUAGGGGUGCCUGGUCGUGUGUUCCCCUACUGUGGGCCACUGGUGCUGGCUCCCAGCCUGGUUGUGGCAGGGCUCUCUGCCCACAAGGAGGUGGCCCAGUUCUGUUCUGCUCACUGGGGCCUGGCCUUGCUGCUCAUCCUGCUCAUGGUGGUAUGCUCCCAGCACUUGGGGUCCUGCCAGGUACCCCUUUGCUCCUGGAGGCCAGCUUCAACCUCUUCAACUCACAUUUAUAUCCCUAUCUUCCGACUCCUUUCGGUGCUCGCCCCUGUGGCCUGUGUGUGGCUCGUCUCUGCCUGUCUGGGUCUGAGUGUUAUCCCCCUGCAGCUGUCUGAGCUCUCCGAUGCACCGUGGUUUUGGCUGCCUCACCCAGGUGAGUGGGAAUGGCCCUUGCUGACACCCAGGGCCCUGGCUGCAGGCAUCUCCAUGGCUUUGGCAGCCUCCACCAGCUCCUUGGGUUGCUAUGCCCUGUGUGGCCAGCUGCUGCAUUUGUCUCCUCCACCACCACAUGCCUGUAGUCGAGGGCUGAGCCUGGAGGGGCUGGGCAGUGUGCUGGCAGGGCUGCUGGGGAGUCCCCUGGGCACUGCAUCCAGCUUCCCCAAUGUAGGCACAGUGAGUCUUUUCCAGACUGGUUCUCGGAGAGUGGCCCACCUAGUGGGACUGUUCUGCAUGGGGCUUGGGCUCUCCCCAAGGCUGGCUCAGUUAUUUACCAACAUCCCACUGCCUGUGCUUGGUGGGGUACUGGGAGUGACCCAGGCUGUAGUUCUGUCUGCUGGAUUCUCCAGCUUCCACCUGGCUGACAUCGACUCUGGACGAAACGUCUUCAUUGUGGGCUUCUCCAUCUUCAUGGCUUUGCUCUUGCCAAGGUGGCUCCGGGAAGCUCCAAUCCUCCUUAACACAGGCUGGAGCCCCCUGGAUAUGUUUCUGCGUUCUUUGCUGGCAGAACCCAUUUUCCUAGCUGGUCUAUUGGGCUUUCUCCUAGAAAACACUAUAUCUGGUACACGGAUUGAGAGAGGCUUAGGUCAGGCACUGCCAACUUCUUUCUCUGCCCAAGAAACUCAAAUGCUUCAGAAGUCCAGGAAGAAAGCCGCUCAAGAGUAUGGGCUUCCUUUGCCCAUCAAAAACCUGUGUUCCUGUAUCCCGCAGCCUCUCCGUUGUCUCUGUCCAAUGCCUGAAGACUCUGGGGAUGAAGGAGGAUCCUCUAAAACAGGAGAGACAGCCGACUUGUUGCCUAACUCAGGGGAGUCAUGCUCUCCGGCUGGCAGAGAAGGGUUUAGGUCCUAGUAAUUACCAAAACCACCAUUUUUGUCUUAGUUUAGCAGUAACUCCCACCUUGUUGGAGUCUCGCCCCCAAGGCCCGCUAGUAGGAUGGGCUUUUUUUCCUCCUCUUAAUAAGACUUGAGUGUUCAGGAGCAGGGGUAUGGUUUAGUGGGUCAGAAGUGAAUAAAUUAGAUUUUUGCCUGUAAACUGCCAAGGUUGCUUGAAUGAACUCUAGCAUUCAAAUAUUUACUGAGUGCUUCCCAAGAGCAAGGUCCUACAUCUACGGAAAUGAAUAUGACAGGGUUCCUGCCCUCUCCCUGCAUUUAAGAUUUAAAUAACUAAAAUGUAAAGCAGAGGACAAUCUAUAAUAAAGAUGAAAAUA
Rattus rattus (black rat) is the source of this 2836-nucleotide messenger RNA. It is a transcript of the gene Slc23a3, whose product is annotated as solute carrier family 23 member 3. The coding region runs from base 625 to 2478 and encodes 617 amino acids. Gene Ontology annotation, cellular component: membrane. The record is from RefSeq and is a predicted model, not a curated record. Gene Ontology annotation, molecular function: transmembrane transporter activity. Lineage: Eukaryota; Metazoa; Chordata; Mammalia; Rodentia; Muridae. Gene Ontology annotation, biological process: transmembrane transport. The transcript has 13 exons.